GCUGCUUAGACAAGAGGCGCAUGCUGAGUUUUUUUCUUCUCAUAAAGGGCGUCAUUUUUAAAAGCGUCCCAACGGCCGUUGCCCAGGCAUUGGAAACAGUUAACGCCAACAAGUAGCCACCAAUUGUUUUUACAAUACGCCUAGUGUGGACCUUUUGAUUAUCUAACAGUUAACAGUAUUGUUCAAUUUGACCGCUGUGAUUUAUUCAGAUUAUUUUCGGGAACCACGGUUUGUUCGCAAGCGUUUGCUACAGCUAAUAUUAGGUAGCUAGCAUACGGAAGUGGCUAAAUUGUAAACAAAAACGCAACGUUCUUUUCUUACCCAGCGGAUGUUUCUUGCUCUUAACACAGAACGCCUAUCAUUGUAAUUGCACAUUUGUCAUGAUGGACCUGUUGGAUUUUUCUGAAGAGGAAAUUCAGGAACAACUCUCAGCACUGGGUUUCAUCAAUUUACCUAAGCACCGAUUACAAGAAUUCAAAAAAGACCUCGAUGUGCUCAUAAGACACGAAACAUCGAAGAGUCAAUCCACAAGUGAAUGGAAUUCUCCGAACUCUCAAGAAAGCAUCAGAUCAUCUGCGUUCACGAAGGAAAAGGUUCAACUAAAUGUCGCCGCUCCACACUUUAACCAUGUCUUCACUCAAGCUGGCUCAGAAAGACCUCAAAGACCGAUACUAACAUCUACAUUCGGCGAAGGAGAACAUGGCUUUGGUAUGCAAAAGGGACGCUUUGAUUCGUACACUCAGCACACUGUGAUGUCCAAGUUCUCCCGGCCGGCCACUGCUCCCAGUAGGCAACACCCAGAGGUGGAACCAGCCCAGACGUCCAACACUUACUCAGACACCAGUCCUGACAGAGAUACUGACCCCUGGGCCCAUGGGAAACCGUGCAUCAAGAGAAAGGUCCUUAGGAAACAUAGGGGCCAGCCGCGUGUUUGUGAUGAAUCAACUCACAGUGAAGACUCAGGCGGCGUGAGCGGUCUGGAGGAAUGUCUGGACAGACUGCAGAUGUCUGGAAUGCGUCGACCCCAGGACUCUGAGUUAGAGAGCCAAGAGUUGGACAGCCUGAGUUCUGUGGGGGAACUACCCAGUGCCUUUCAGGCCUAUUUCAAAGGCAUUGUUAGAUCACGAAGUGAGAAUGACAUCCGACCUCGUCCCAAAUCGUUUAUCAGACCAUUGAUGGAUCACCCUCACACUAGGAACCUGAAGAAGACUGACCCUGUCACUAAGUAUUUCCAGUACAAGCAGGAGUGGGACACAUUCAAAGCACCUGGAGAAAGGGACCGUAGAGCACUACACUGGGCCAUCAGGGAACAACUAAUGUACCAGCCUCCUCCUCCACGGCCUCAGAAAGUACUCGUCCCUAACACAUAUGUAGUUCCAACUGACAAGAAGAGAUCUGCCCUCCGAUGGGAGAUUCGACACGAUUUGGCCAAUGGGAUCAUGCCAUCCAAAAUGGCCUACCCCUGACCAGAAAUACAAGCCAUCUUUUUUUGAAUGCCUUCAUUUUUAAUCUGCUAACAGUGUCGAUGUAUUGUUUUAAUUUAUUUGUGACUCAUUUUGAGUGUUUGAAAUGAGCCACUUGAAUCACGGAUUUUAUUAAAUAAACAUUUUUAUUGAACUGAAAUCUUGGU
Messenger RNA from Clupea harengus (Atlantic herring), 1630 nucleotides. RefSeq names its product HYLS1 centriolar and ciliogenesis associated (gene hyls1). Gene Ontology annotation, cellular component: centriole; non-motile cilium. The record is from RefSeq and is a predicted model, not a curated record. Gene Ontology annotation, biological process: cilium assembly. Lineage: Eukaryota; Metazoa; Chordata; Actinopteri; Clupeiformes; Clupeidae.